ACAUCACAGAUUCCAUUUCAGUGAGUCAGGGCCGAUAUCCACUGAAAUUAUAAUGGGAUAAUUAAAGCUCAUUACGAUCAGCGAAUGGGAAAAACUUUGCCAAAAGAGUCCGUCUCCAGACAGUGUUCCACUUCCUUGGCUCUGGCUCCAUAAAUAUCCGAGUCGGCUGCGGAACGUAAAUCUUCAUUUAGUCUGGUUUGUUCCGAACUUUCCCUUUCCCCAGCUCCUUUUCAACUCACCCAUACCGUAAGUUACGCCCUUUGUGGAUAGUUGCUUGAGCUCAAGUAAAAAUAUAUUUCCUCGCCGCACCGCAAAUGUUGACAAUUAAUCACGAAAUGUAUGGAUACGGCUACGAAACGUACUGCACACCACUGGUCCGGUCCAUAAUUACAAGACUCGAGUUCCCCCUCCAUGGACCCCACCCCUUCGCACUUUCAGACACACCCAUACUCCCCAUCCGCACUUGAAGACUUGAACUUAAUCGGCUCUGAAAGCGGAGAUAAGACUACCAAGUCGCCCCAGCAAUCAAAUCCGAAACUCAUACCCAACCAGAAUGUUAAUUGCCAGAUCCAGAACCAAAACAGAAAUAGAAAUGAAAAUGGAAAGAGUAGCUCAGCGGAGAAAUGUUUUGUUCUAUAUUCCUUCCUCAAGUACCCAGAACCGGUUAGGUUGGAAGUUCAUGACAGCAGCGCAUCAAACAUCAAGACCCCGGUCAAAGUCCAACCAUGGGAAAUUAGUGAAAUAAAUCAAAGUGGAAAAUGGUUUUUAGGAUGA
This is a messenger RNA of Drosophila suzukii, 774 nucleotides long. The record is from RefSeq and is a predicted model, not a curated record. Lineage: Eukaryota; Metazoa; Arthropoda; Insecta; Diptera; Drosophilidae.